Molecule: messenger RNA, 1229 nt
Organism: Talpa occidentalis (Iberian mole)
Lineage: Eukaryota; Metazoa; Chordata; Mammalia; Eulipotyphla; Talpidae
Gene: TMEM86B
Product: transmembrane protein 86B
Exons: 3
Coding region: 342-1010 (222 amino acids)
Cellular component (GO): membrane
Source: RefSeq, a predicted model, not a curated record
GCGGCUCUCUGUGCCUCUGCAGGGCCACCGCCACUGACUGGCCUCCCCACGGGGUCCGGCGCCCGGAGCUGCACAGGGCAGUGGGCGGGCACUGAGGCUCGCCUCCUCCCUGCAGCCAAGGCCCCAGGCAUGGUAGAGGGCUUGGGGAGUGGGACCCCGGGUCCGAUGGGCACCUUAUCAGCUGGUGCCAGGCGGGGCCGCCCCAGGGCCGGGGCAGCAUCCCCAGCCUGUUAUCAGCCCAGAGUCCACAGGACGCUGCUCGGGUUAACGUGUAACCACACGCUGCCCUCACCCCAAAGCUGCGGCGCCCACAGACGGCCACCCAGGCGUCGCAGGCCAGCAUGGACUCCAGGAGAGAGCUCCGGAAGCCUGGCUUCCCAGCACAGCCCGCGUGCAAGUGGCUGAGCCUCUUUGUCGUGUCCUGCGCCAUCUACUUCCUGCUCUGGAUCCCCGAGAGCCAGCCGUCCUGCUUCAGUGCCGUGGUCAAGUGCCUGCCGGUGCUGAGCCUGGUGCUGUUCCUGCGGUCCCUGCCCUCCAGCCUCGGCUCCACCUCACUCCUGCAGGGGGCCCUCCUGUGCUCGGCCGUGGGGGACGCCUGCCUCAUCUGGCCUGACGCCUUCCUCUACGGUGUGGGUGCUUUCGCCGUGGCCCACCUGUUCUACAUCUGGAACUUUGGCUUCACGCCACUGAAGCUGUGCCUGCUGCUGCCCAUCGCUCUGGUGACUGUGCUCUACUUCAGCCUGCUGCUGCUGCAGCUGUCGCCCGACAUGGUGCUGCCCCUGGCCGGCUACGGGCUGAUCCUGGCCACCCUACUGUGGCGUGGCCUGGCCCUGGGUGGCAUUGCCGGCUGGGGCGCACUGCUCUUCACGUUCUCAGACUGCGUGCUGGCCUGGAGCACCUUCGUCCGGCCGCUGCCCCACUCCCGCCUGGUGGUCAUGAGCACCUACUAUGCCGCCCAGGCCCUCCUCGCCCUGACCGCCACCCAGGGCUCCCGGCUCAAGGCCAGCUGACUGGGGGCUGGACGCCUCACUUCCGGCCAGACUCGGGCCCUUCCACGGGGCCCCUGCCUCCCCCGGCCUCUGUGACCCCUCCCCUGCCUCCAUGUGUUUAAGAGUAAAGUGGGCAUUGGGAGGACGCGUCUCCGCGAGUGGGCUGGGGGCCGCCCACUGUCCGUGUCCCCGCUGUCUUCCCAGCGGCACUCGGCAGGUUCGCCACGUCUGGGCCCACAG